Molecule: messenger RNA, 375 nt
Organism: Strongylus vulgaris
Lineage: Eukaryota; Metazoa; Nematoda; Chromadorea; Rhabditida; Strongylidae
Source: the annotation of a GenBank genome assembly
AUGAACUGUUCAAAGAAAUUUGCAGCUCUUGCCCCUCUUUUUGCCCUAUCUGGCGAUCUCGUCACGCAAGUUGUAGUGGAACGCGGCCCUCUGGUUACGCAAGUAGUAGUGGAGGGUGGUCCUCUGGUUACGCAAGUAGUAGUGGAGGGUGGUCCUCUGGUCACGCAAGUAGUGGUGGAAGGUGGCCCUCUGGUCACGCAAGUAGUGGUGGAAGGUGGCCCUCUGGUUACGCAAGUAGUAGUGGACGGUGGUCCUCUGGUUACGCAAGUAGUUGUUGGUUUCGUCGUGCUCUCUGUACUGGUUGAUUCGGCAACUGUCGUGGCAAGCGCUGUAGUGGGUGUAUUUGUUGCAGUGGGUGUAGAUGUUGUAGUAGGU